CUCGUGAUUCCCUUCCCCCCUUCCCCCAAGCUAUAUAAGGAGCAGGCGGCAGAUGGUCGACUCUUAUCAUACCCUUCGCCUCAGCACUUGCGAAGAAGUUUUUCGACAUCUCCUCCUCGUCACGAAACGUCGAGAGAGUAUCGAUCUACAACUGCAAGCGGAUCUCGAAUUUGACCCAGAGGCUCGUAGACGCCUCAAAUAGCGCAACUUUAGAUCUUAGAUCGCACUCGAGCCUUUGAAAGGAAUUUUUCGGUUUCUACCACCGAUCGAAGCUGCAAGAUGUCUGUCGCCAAUGAGGACACCAAGUCCGCCACCAAGGCGCAGUUUAUCUCCGCCUUGGUCGUCGGUGCCGCUGUCGCGGGAGCCCUCGGCCUCGUCCUGCUUGUGCUCUCCAAAAAGUACAAGAGGGUAUACGAGAGUCGAAUGAUGCUUGCCACGGAUGGCAAACGACCUCCCCCUCUUCCCACCGGUUUUGCAUUAGUGAAAGCGAUUAUACAAACACCAGAUGAUUUAAUCAUAGAGCAAAACGGUCUGGAUGCCUACCUCUUCGUCCGAUUCAUCAAGGUGUUCGGAAUUUGGAUGCUGGUUCCUUACUUCCUCUUGACCUGGAUCAUCUUGAUGCCCGUAACUGCUAGCAAGCCGAACGCCGGAAACGUCGACUUGAACAUCUUCUCGAUCGGAAACGUUCCCGAUUCACGACCCAACAAGCGUAUCGCUCACUUGCUCGUCGGACUAAUCUUGAUCGCCUGGACAUGCUUCCUCAUCUACCGCGAAUUCGGUCACCUCAUCAAGGUCCGACAGGCAUGGCUUUCUUCUCACACCCAUCAGAGGCUCGCUAGAACCAGGACUGUCCAGCUGGUCAACGUUCCCGAAGACCUCAUGGCUGGAUCGGCUCUCGUCAAUUUGGCCAGCUCCUUCACCGGCGCAUCGGAGAGGAACCCUCCCAAGGUCUGGUUGGCCAGGAACACCGACGAGCUUCAAGACGUCUUUGACGACCGUAACGACGAGUGCAACAGGCUCGAGGCUGGGGAAGCCAAAUUGCUUUCCAAAAUCACGAAGAACGUCAAGAAGAACAAGACCCCCGAGAAGCCCACCAAGAGCUCUGGAGGUAGCCCCAUGGACACUGAGCGUGCCGAUGCCGAGUCCGUCAUCGAUCGAUAUCUCACUCCAAAGGAAAAGGGCAAGAUCACCUGGAAGCAGGGAUUGUUGGGCUUGAUUGGUCGAAAGAUGGACAGGCAGCAGAGCCCUGCGUUUAUCAGGGAAAAGAACGGCGAGCUCGAAAGGCUCAGAAGCAAGCUCGAUUCAAUGGAACUCGGAAACGUUGCCUGGCUCAGGUUCCACACCCAGAACGAGGCUCAUGUAUUUGCCAGAAACGUCAACAAGGAGAAGAGCAGGAAGAAUAUUCAGACCGGAAUUGAAGUCGUCCCCGAGGAUAUCAUCUGGAACAACACGUCAAUGAACCCCCACGCGCGACAGAUUGGUAAAAUCAUCAGCUGGUCUAUCACUAUCGGGCUCAUCAUCAUCUGGGGAGCUCUGUCGGCUUUCGUCGGAGCUGUUUCAAAUGUGGAUACUUUGUGUACCCAGGCAAGCUGGCUCGCAUGGCUCUGCACUAUUCCUGGAGUCGUACUCGGAAUCAUCAAGGGUGUCUUGCCUGCCAUCCUUUACGCCAUUCUCUUCGCCAUGGUUCCCAUCUUCCUCAGGUUCUGCUUGAAGAAGCAGGGUAUCGUGCGAAACAGCGACCUGGAAUUGAACCUUUUCAGCCGCUACUUCGCCUUCGAAUUGAUCAACGGUUUCCUCGUCGUCACCGUUGCGUCUGGACUGAUGUCUGCUAUCCCCCGAAUCGUUGACAACCCGGGCAUGGUCACCACUCUCCUUGCUACGGAAUUGCCCGGCGCCAGUAUCUUCUUCUUGACUUUGCUUUUGACCCGCAACCUUUCCGGAGCUGGAAAGACGUACAGUCGAGUCGUUGCAUUCGUCAUGCAGCUCUUGAAGCCUAUCUUGGGAGGAAAGACUCCCCGUAAAUUCUGGCUUUCCGAGCAUAAGAUGGACUCGAUGAAGUUCGGCGUCGUCUGGCCCCCUAUCGCUUUGAUCGUGGUCAUCGUCAUCGUCUACUCGAUCAUCCAGCCCGUCAUCACCGGUGUCGGUUUGCUCGUCAUGGCUUUGCUGUGGUUUGCUUACAAAUACGUCCUCGGCUGGUGCGCUGACCAGCCUGACGAGCUCGAAACCGGCGGACUUUACUACCCCCGGGCCCUCAACACCAUCUUCACCGGGCUUUACCUCGAGGAGAUCUGCCUCGCUGGAUUGUUCUUCUUGAGCACUGGCCCUGAUGGUAGCUCUCGAUCUAAGGCUGGUCUUGCUGGAGGUGUCCUUUUCGUUGUUGCCGGAAUCUGCACCAUCGCCUUCCACAUCUUCUGCAAGCGUCGGUUCCCUAUGGAGUCGAUCCUUUACACUUCAUCUUCCUUGAUCGGCGGCACGGCCUCGACGACCAAGCUCGCAUUGGCUCCCACAGCCGAGGAGCGAGAGGACGGCGAUGCUGGCCCCGAGUAUGGCCAGACCACUGGCUGGCAUGAAAACGCCUUCGACCACCCCGCUACGUGGAAGCCCCAGCCUAUCAUCUGGUUGGCCAAGGAUCAGUUUGGUGUUUCAGAUGCCGAGGUCGCCAGGAUCAACGGUGAAGAGGUCGAAGCUAGCAACGUCUACGCCGAAUUGGACACGGACGCUAAGCUCCAUGUUGAGCGUAGCGCUCCUGAUGAGGAACAUCAGCACCUGAUUUGAUCGGAGGUUGCUGGAGGUCUUUUUUACGAUUCAACUUUUCGCUCGUCCUGCUCAGACACGCAUGCAGGUUUACUUCUUCUCAAUCAAAUCGCGCUUAUAAUACCUUGUGGCUACAAGCAGUCCCCGCCGAUGAUGAUCGUUUUAACAUUUUAAUACUUGUUGCCUACCUGAUCGUGCCGUACUUGCCGCUCAAGACGUACCUUCUCAGCACUGAGGUCUGAAAACAUCAGGGCUGAGAAGGAGAGAUCCAGGACUUCCAGGAACGGUUGGAUGAAAAGAUCCGGAGCCGGCAAACAGCCUCCACGAAGUCCUAGAUACACAGCUGCAGGAUACAUUGUUGAGCCAUGAACGUCCCAAGGGCAGAUUCCGCCGCAUGCCCGAUAGCUUUAAUGGCUUUUGUAUUGUCACUGUGUGGUUCAGCUGGGUACAGAUUGAGGUGACAUAGGUCAUGAGUGGAUUUACCAUCAUAUCAAUUAGCUCGAUUCAGA
Messenger RNA from Filobasidium floriforme, 3263 nucleotides. RefSeq lists its product as uncharacterized. The transcript has 13 exons. The record is from RefSeq and is a predicted model, not a curated record. Gene Ontology annotation, cellular component: plasma membrane. Bases 280 to 2775 code for a protein of 831 amino acids. Gene Ontology annotation, molecular function: calcium-activated cation channel activity. Lineage: Eukaryota; Fungi; Basidiomycota; Tremellomycetes; Filobasidiales; Filobasidiaceae.